AUGUUACUGUUGUUGCUCUUAAACCUUCUUUUUCUUCUUUUUCCUCCCUUAUGCAUUGCCUCUCAGCACUGGAAAGCCCUAUUUGAUCAGUUCGAUCCUGACAACACCGGCUACAUCAGCACUGAGAAGUUUCGCUCCCUUCUCCAGAGGCACGGCUCGGAGCUGGACCCCCACAAACUGGAGGUCCUGCUGGCCCUGGCAGACAGCAACUCCGAGGGGAGGAUCUGCUACCAGGACUUCGUCAACCUGAUGAGCAACAAAAGGUCGAAUAGUUUCCGCCAAGCCAUCCUUCAGGGGAACAGGAGGCUGUGCAGCAAGGCACUGCUGGAGGAAACAGGGCUGAGCCUUUCACAGAGGCUGAUCCGGCAUGUUGCAUACGAGACCCUGCCACGAGAGAUAGACCGCAAGUGGUACUAUGACAGCUAUACCUGCUGCCCUCCACCAUGGUUCAUGAUUACCAUCACUAUCGUAGAGGUUGCCUUUUUUCUUUACAACGGAGUGAUAUUAGACAGAUUUGUGCUGCAAGUCACCCAUCCCUUAUACCUGAAGAAUGCAUUACUUUACCAUCCUCAGCUCCGUGCUCAAGCUUGGAGGUACCUAACCUACAUAUUCAUGCAUGCAGGGAUAGAACACCUUGGACUCAAUGUUGUCCUUCAGCUUUUGGUUGGGGUUCCCCUGGAAAUGGUGCAUGGAGCUGCAAGGAUCAGUUUUGUGUACGUUGCCGGAGUUGUGGCAGGGUCCCUGGCAGUGUCAGUGGCUGAUAUGACUGCGCCUGUGGUGGGUUCCUCUGGAGGUGUGUAUGCUCUUGUCUCAGCUCACUUGGCGAAUAUAGUCAUGAACUGGUCAGGAAUGAAGUGCCAAUUCAAACUGCUGCGCAUGGCUGUUGCCUUGAUCUGUAUGAGCUUUGAAUUUGGAAGAGCCGUGUGGCUGCGAUUCCACCCCUCUGCUUACCCACCGUGCCCACACCCCAGCUUUAUGGCUCACCUGGGAGGGGUGAUGGUUGGAAUCACCCUUGGCGUCAUCAUCCUGAGGAACUAUGAGCAGAGACUCCAAGAUCAGACUUUAUGGUGGAUCUUCCUUUCUAUUUAUGUAAUUUUUGUCUUGUUUGCCAUCUUCUGGAACAUUUUUGCCUACAGCCUGUUGGAUCUAAAGCUACCUCCCCCUCCUUGA
This is a messenger RNA of Egretta garzetta (little egret), 1170 nucleotides long. It is a transcript of the gene RHBDL3, whose product is annotated as rhomboid like 3. The record is from RefSeq and is a predicted model, not a curated record. The coding region runs from base 1 to 1170 and encodes 389 amino acids. Gene Ontology annotation, cellular component: membrane. Gene Ontology annotation, molecular function: calcium ion binding; serine-type endopeptidase activity. NCBI's taxonomy places the organism in Eukaryota, Metazoa, Chordata, Aves, Pelecaniformes, Ardeidae. The transcript has 8 exons.